CGUCGCAUCUCGACCAAAUGGCAAGAACGAAGCAGACAGCCCGUAAGUCCACCGGCGGGAAGGCUCCCAGGAAGCAGCUGGCCACCAAGGCCGCUCGUAAGAGCGCCCCGGCCACCGGCGGAGUCAAGAAACCUCACCGUUACAGGCCCGGCACCGUGGCUCUCAGGGAGAUCCGCCGCUACCAGAAGUCCACCGAGCUACUUAUCCGCAAGCUGCCUUUCCAGCGUCUGGUUCGGGAGAUCGCGCAGGACUUCAAAACCGACUUGCGCUUCCAGAGCUCCGCCGUGAUGGCUUUGCAGGAGUCCAGCGAGGCUUACUUGGUCGGUCUGUUCGAAGAUACCAACCUGUGUGCCAUCCACGCCAAGCGGGUCACCAUCAUGCCCAAAGACAUCCAGCUCGCCCGCCGCAUUCGUGGAGAGAGAGCUUAAGUCACAAGUUUACUCUAUCCAAACAACGGCUCUUUUAAGAGCCACCGACUCUGUCUCAAAGAGUGAUCUACCAUGAUGCGUUCUUUUAGACUUUUUUUUUUUCGUUUUUUUUUUUUUUUCUAGAAUAUUAUUCAAUUGUUUUAACAAAAAUACAUUCAGUAUUCAUUAGUCAAGUGUUUGUAGUCUUCAAUAUGAUGCUCAUCUUUAUACGCAAUAAAUACAUUUGGUUAA
Messenger RNA from Phyllopteryx taeniolatus (common seadragon), 659 nucleotides. RefSeq names its product histone H3-like. Lineage: Eukaryota; Metazoa; Chordata; Actinopteri; Syngnathiformes; Syngnathidae. The record is from RefSeq and is a predicted model, not a curated record. The transcript has a single exon. The coding region runs from base 18 to 428 and encodes 136 amino acids. Gene Ontology annotation, molecular function: protein heterodimerization activity; DNA binding; structural constituent of chromatin. Gene Ontology annotation, cellular component: nucleosome.